Molecule: messenger RNA, 963 nt
Organism: Pochonia chlamydosporia 170
Lineage: Eukaryota; Fungi; Ascomycota; Sordariomycetes; Hypocreales; Clavicipitaceae
Product: cortical protein marker for cell polarity domain-containing protein
Exons: 2
Coding region: 1-963 (320 amino acids)
Source: RefSeq, a predicted model, not a curated record
AUGUCGCGAAACGCUCCGUCCCGGACGCUCUCCUCCCCGGCGAUCCUUUAUAAACAGUCGCCUACGUCUGUUCCCGGAUCUGUUCCUGUGUUAGCCAAGCGAGAUGGCAACUGCCCCGAGAACAGCCACAACUGUCUCGACGUCAACUUCCCGCGACAGUGCUGCGAUAACCAAAGCUACUGCUACAUCAACUUCUCCAACGAUCCGCGCUGCUGUCCCAUCGGGUCCAACUGCAUCGACGACUCUCCCUGCAAAAGCGAGCACUUCUACUGCACCACAACCCUCCCCAGCAUCACGACCGGCAACUCCACCACAAAGGGGUGCUGCGGUAGAAAAUGCCCUCAGACGAGUUACUAUCUCUGCCCGCCUGACCUAGGUGGGAACUGCUGCCCCUACGGCUCCAACUGUCAAACAGGCGGAAACUGCGUCCGCAAGUAUACCCCUUCGACGACACUGCUCCUCCCAUCACAGUCAAGCACACGAUCUAGUACGGAGAGCCCUCCCGUAGGCGAAGCCGAUCGCUUAUCGCCAGGCGCGAGAGCCGGUAUUGGCGUCGGCAUAGCGCUGGGCACGUCUCUGCUGAUUGCGCUGGUGGCAUGGUCAUUUAUACUGUACAAGCGACGGAGACGACAGGUCAAGAACCAUGACGAAGAUCCAACGAACCGCGCUGAGCUCAUGGAGUCAAUUGCUCCUCAGGAGCCAAGUCCACAGCCCGAAACAAGAACAAGUCAAGAAGCGCAGACGGAAGCUGAGGGGACCACCGCACCCUUAGAAAUGGCAUCCGAUGCAGCUCAGCCUCCAGAGCAGGAACGGCCAGCUUCUCCAUGGGAAAAUGGUGCACAGGUCGAAACCAUCGACGGGCUCUUCGAGCUGGAUGCGUCGGAAGUCCAAGUCCCAGGCCCGUCGCUACCCUCCCCAUCAGAGCCGAAUGUAUACUUCCCAAGCCACUGGAACAAGAUGUGA